Messenger RNA from Stegastes partitus (bicolor damselfish), 954 nucleotides. The record is from RefSeq and is a predicted model, not a curated record. NCBI's taxonomy places the organism in Eukaryota, Metazoa, Chordata, Actinopteri, Pomacentridae.
AUGUUCUCCCCACUUCCUCCAGAGUCUUUGCCGGAUCUGCUGGCAGCUGUGAAGAUCUUAGCCAGCUCCCCAGUCGAGAUCGCAGCAGCUUCUGUUGGUGAGACGAGUCUGGUGACGGCUGUCCGACAAAUCGAAGGCGACGAAAAGGUACUGGAAUCCACGCAGGAGGUGCUGGUACCAGAAGCUCUGGAAGCAACACCAGAAUUGGCAGCUGUUGUAGAGAGUGAAGAGGAGCUAAAGUCUGCAGAGGCUGAGGAGGUGGCUGCAACAGAUGAAGCAUCGGCUCCAGCUGCUGAAGAAGCUGAAGCUGCUCCUGAAGAUGCUGCUCCGACAGAGGAAGCUCCUUCUGUUGCGGAGGUCACCAUCACUGCUGAAGCUGCUCCAGAAGCUGCUCCAGUGGAUGAGACAUCACCAGGUGAGGAGGCAUCUGCUGGUGAAACAUCAGCUGAGGAGGUCGCAGCUGGAGAACCAUCUGCAGAGGAGGCACCUGCUGGUGAAACAUCUGCAGAUGAGGUUGCAGCUGGUGAAAUUUCAGCUGAGGAGGCACCUGCUGAUGAAACACCAGCUGAGGAAGCAGCAGCCAGUGAAACACCAGUAGAGGAGGCAGCAGCCGGUGAAACACCAGCAGAGGAGGUGGCAGCUAGUGAAACAUCAGCUGAGGAGGCAGCAGCUGAAGCUCCAGCCGAGGAGACAGUUGAAGCUGUUGUAGACACGAGCCAGCUGGCAGCCGCCUCCACUGGUCCGGACCUGGAGGUUCUUUCAGCUGCUGAGCCAGAAUCUCCGGUGCACGAGGAGAACCACGGGGACGAUGUCGGUGGUGACAGCCCAGUCGUGACAGCGUGCCUUCCACAACACUCCUCCUAUCCGUCCAUGGAGCCAGGACGACGGAUGAAAAGCACAGGACAAGAGUGCCGCUGCUGCAACACCUUUCGUGGCCAGCUGAGGUUCAGUUAA